Messenger RNA from Micromonas pusilla CCMP1545, 1061 nucleotides. RefSeq lists its product as uncharacterized. Bases 199 to 909 code for a protein of 236 amino acids. NCBI's taxonomy places the organism in Eukaryota, Viridiplantae, Chlorophyta, Mamiellophyceae, Mamiellales, Mamiellaceae. The transcript has a single exon. The record is from RefSeq and is a predicted model, not a curated record.
GCAACGAAGACGCGACGAGUGUGGUUAACAGCGGUAUGUGUGCGCAUUGCGGCGCCAUUGUGAAGGACAUGAAGGCGAGCGACGUGCCUUGUCCGCUCCUUCUCACAGUUUUCGCCCGACCCAUGACUCGCCCCCACUUCCUCGCAGGCAGUGCCCGCUAACCCACCUCAGGACCACGGCGCUGAUGCGCUUAUCGGGAUGAGCCCCGAUCAUAUAAUGCGCGCGGCAUGUGCUGCGAUCGAUUAUUGGUGCGCGAUGCGCGAGGAGGUAUCGCGUGAAGCUCACCGACGUGCCGCGGACGUCGCCAUAAGAAACGAAGAAGGGUACAAACGCAAGCUGUGUGAAAUCCACUCCGCAUAUAAAAGAGCCAAGACGAAGCAGAACGAGCUGUGGCAACACUCGCAGGACCUGGAGGCGGACAAAAAAGAACUUCAGAACAAGUACGAAGUGAAGAGUCGAGAGAAGAACCGAAUAGAAGCCGCGAUGAAUGAUCUGCUCGUUCAUGGCAUACGUGGCCCCGAGGUUGUAGUGCCGCCACCAGCUGAGAACGUGCUCAGACGUUCUAUCUCAGAGUCUUAUGCUGCUAGCGGCUUACACAGACGCGAUCGAGAUGGGAAUGAAAGACUUGACUCGACGUUCAGGACCACGGAGGGCGGUAAUUCCCUCGAUCGUUCUCACGGCGGAGGCACAACACAAAACUGUCGACGCUGGUCAAGCUUUUCCAAGCCGUCGCUAUCCCGUACGCAUCUAGAAGACCACAACAGAAAUCCUGCUGGCUUCAGGAGCGGCGGUCGAACUAUUCGACCUUUUAAAGGAUUUCGUGAGAAUCUUGGGCAGCAGGGCAGCGGUGGUGGCAACUAUGCUAGCUUUCGCCCACAGUCUCCGUCACGGAGCAUCUUUUCGAUAUGAGUGAGGUUGGAAGUGAACGACUGAGUGCUCGUGUGCAAACACAGCAGAGGGUCUCUGCCAUCGCAAACGAUGAGAUAUGUAGAAACGUGAAAGGUACGAGCGCCGACGACGUGAUAUUACGAAAUCAAAGGACGAGCCCGCUUGCAAGAUUC